Messenger RNA from Frieseomelitta varia, 1656 nucleotides. RefSeq names its product methionine aminopeptidase 1. NCBI's taxonomy places the organism in Eukaryota, Metazoa, Arthropoda, Insecta, Hymenoptera, Apidae. Gene Ontology annotation, molecular function: metalloaminopeptidase activity. The record is from RefSeq and is a predicted model, not a curated record. Gene Ontology annotation, biological process: proteolysis. The transcript has 6 exons. The coding region runs from base 107 to 1240 and encodes 377 amino acids.
AUCUGUCGGUAAAACAGUACAGGGACGUCUCGAAUUACUUCUUCCCGUUUGUGCCUCGUUCAUUGAGUCACGUCACACGGAAAUUCCGAAAAAAAUUUCAGCGAAAAUGGCACUCGCUUUUGGUAUGUGUGAGACCCCGGGAUGUAAAACUAUAGCCAGUCUUCAGUGUCCAACUUGUUUAAAACUUGGGAUACAGGGCUCUUAUUUCUGCACUCAGGAUUGUUUCAAGCGAAGUUGGAAAACACACAAAGUCAUUCAUCAGUUAGCAAAGGGAACAGGUGGCGAUAAAUCAUCUAAUGAGUACAAUCCAUGGCCUUUCUAUCAUUACACUGGCAAAUUACGCCCUCACAAGAGGGAAUCUCGUCGAGAAGUACCCGAACAUAUCAAACGUCCAGAUUAUGCUACACACCCAACUGGAUUGUCUGUGAGCGAGCAGUCAAUGCGAGGUUCUGCGCAAAUAAAAAUUCUUGACGACGAAGAAAUCGAAGGGAUGCGAGUGGCUUGUAAGCUUGGGCGAGAAGUUUUGGACGAGGCUGCACGCACCUGUGAUGUAGGUGUUACUACAGCAGAGAUAGAUAGGGCAGUUCAUGAGGCUUGUAUUGAAAGAGACUGCUAUCCAUCUCCGCUGAAUUAUUAUCAAUUUCCAGCUAGUUGUUGCACUUCUGUUAACGAAGUGAUUUGUCACGGUAUUCCUGAUACCAGACCACUCCAAGAUGGAGAUAUUUGCAAUGUUGACGUAACUGUGUAUCAUAAUGGCUUUCACGGUGACUUAAACGAAACAUUUCUAGUCGGUAAUGUGAAACCCGAAGUAAAGAAAUUAGUCGAAGUUACACAUGAGUGUUUAUCGAAAGCUAUAGAUAUCGUACGACCUGGCGAAAAAUAUAGGGAAAUUGGGAAUAUUAUACAGAAACAUGCACAAGCUCAUGGAUUCAGUGUAGUACGGAGUUAUUGCGGUCAUGGAAUUCAUCGUUUAUUCCAUACCGCGCCAAGCGUACCUCAUUAUGCUAAAAACAAGGCUGUGGGCGUCAUGAAACCAGGACACUGUUUCACUAUAGAACCAAUGAUAUCUCAAGGCACAUGGAGAGACGAGAUGUGGCCUGAUACUUGGACAGCAGUUACCGCGGAUGGCCAGUGGUCGGCACAGUUCGAACACACGCUGCUUGUUACCGAAACUGGUUGCGACAUUCUCACGAAACGACUUACAAAUGAUGGGAAACCAUGGUUCAUGGAUCGAUCAUAGUAGUACUUGUCGCCGUAAAUUGUCGUCAGUUUAUGUCAUUUCAAAUUUUGUGAAUACGUAAGCAUUAUACUGCUUUAAUUAUCUUUGAUUUCAUUCGGUCCAUGCGAGGUUUGUUUUGUUUUUCAAGAUUGGAUUCCCCUUUCUUAUAGGUAACUAACUCCAGUCAUGUAUUUCUUCUAAGGUAUUUUUUACUGUACGCCCGUUUUCUUAUUUAAUUUUGUAAAAACGAGGAGACAAAAGCGAAAACGACCCUUGGAGAAAAUAGAAUCUCUCCCUAGACUUUUGUUUAUAACCAAAAUAAUUCCUGUACCAUAUGGAUAGAUUACCUCAAUGAUACAUAUGUACAUACAUAUAAAUGUAUAAUUCAGAUUGGUGAUGCGCAAUGACUGAAAUAAAAGAUUGAUUCUGUAAAUCAA